Messenger RNA from Lichtheimia ornata, 1938 nucleotides. RefSeq lists its product as uncharacterized. NCBI's taxonomy places the organism in Eukaryota, Fungi, Mucoromycota, Mucoromycetes, Mucorales, Lichtheimiaceae. The record is from RefSeq and is a predicted model, not a curated record. The transcript has a single exon. The coding region runs from base 1 to 1938 and encodes 645 amino acids.
AUGGAUGCUCAAACAUCAUCUCCAUUGUCAUCCUCUUCUGUUGAUACCAUGACACACUUUUCAGAAAAUGACAUGUCAACUGAAGAUCUCUUGCUACAAUAUUUACAACAGCACUACAGCGAUGUACCUGCUGCUGGACCUCCAUCACCGAUGUCUGACAGUGCCUCGUAUUCUCAGCCUGGUUUAUGCAGGACCCCAUUUGAUCUUCCUUCAGUAUUGGAUACUCCACACAAUGUGCAGCUUAAUCUCAGCAGCUAUUCGGAUCUUCAAGCAGCACUUGUGGGUAUCAGCUAUCAACAAACGGUACAAGCAUUUGACCCAUUUGGGAUGUUGCAAACAACACCAGGAUUGCAUAUGCUUGAAACCCCACAAGAUGAUACCACACGAGACGGCAAGUGGACGACCGAUGAAGAAACAAUGCAUGUACAAAGCACAGAGCUCAGCGUGCCGUCAUCUAUUCGGCUGAAUGUUGAAAGCUCCCAUAUGCUUGAUAGUUUAAUGAGCAAGGCGGUGACGCAUUGGUGCUGUAUCGGAUUCAAAGUAGCACCCAUCAGCUUGGACAUGAUACUUGAUUGGCACAAGGCACCACCUGCUAUUGUUUAUUGUGUCGCAUCUAUCAGCCUGGUGACAUUUAUGGAUCACAAAGCCGGCCAAGCAUUUAUCAAACAAGCCGCCAUGGUCUUUUACGAACAAGCACGACAUAAGAUGGAUGAUGUUUUUUUGGAUGACAUGCAUCCAAGUGUCAUACAAGCUUAUUUUUGCCUUAGUUACACGUCCAACUUGCUAAGAUUGUACGAGCAACAACGUACUUGGAGUGGUCUAGCAUCAAUUGCAUUGCAACAACAUGCCAAGGAUAUCGUAGAUGGCCGACCUGUGGAUCGUCUCACAAUGAUGUGCUGGUUGCGAUGGUACUACGUUGACGCGUGGAUGUGUUUAACAAGAAAUCGCGAAUGUUUGCUGAACGAUGACACGCCUUUGGGACGUAUCUCAAUGCUAAGUGAAGACGUCGAGCAUCCAGAAUUUCGAGAAUUGUAUCGGUUUGCAUCAUUGACACGAUACAUGCGUAUGUACAUUCGUGCCAUACGUUCAGGCAAAAUGUUUGCCGAUGGUGUAGGUGGACGACAGCCGUCAGCAUUGUAUCACAACAUUACACAACAGCUCAAGCACUGGUAUGCAAGCACUCGUCGCACCAACGAUUACAUCGUAGAUGAGAGCAACAGUGGUGAAGUACAUUUCCACUUGUGCUACCACGCGGUGCGGCUUAUCAUAUUGUUCCAAUUCUUGCAUCCAACACUUGGUGCCCCACAAGAUAUCCUUAUCGACUGCCUUGAGACCAACUUAGCUUUGUUACAAGCCCUACGCCAUCUUAAGCACAAAGGGUGUGACCAAAGCACUUACCAUCACAUGUUCUUUGCCAUCCACAAUACUGCAAAACGUAUUUACAGCUACUCUGGUGCCGAACAACUCAAAUCGCUAAGUGAAGAGCAAUUGCGCAUGAAUCUUUUAUUACUCCGUGGCACUCAAGCAUACAUCAAUGAUGUCUUCAAGAUGCGUCUUUAUGCUGAAAAAAUCGAGGAGCAAUUUCGAGACUUGAGGAUUUCUGAAGCGACCGAUUUAUCAUCAUUUUCGACAGGGACAUUACAACCUGCACUUGCUAACUAUGCUCCUACUACGGGACUUGGCCCACGCAUCUUUGUAUUCCGUCAGCAGAACACCACACGACGAAGUCGUCCGAACAAGGCAUCCAAAAAGUUAAAAGCAUCAUCACCACCAUCAUCGUCAACCUGUUCACCUUAUGCCAGACAAUCCAAAUAUGCAAAAACAAUUACUACGACUGGUGGAGGCAGUAGCAGCAGCAGGAAUCAACAUUCAAGCACCAGUAGUACUGCCGACUCGGCGAUUCAACAUCAACAACAACUACCAGCCCAAAUAGUAUAA